This is a messenger RNA of Phragmites australis (common reed), 1929 nucleotides long. RefSeq lists its product as uncharacterized. Gene Ontology annotation, cellular component: nucleus. Gene Ontology annotation, biological process: protein methylation. Bases 31 to 1104 code for a protein of 357 amino acids. The transcript has 11 exons. Gene Ontology annotation, molecular function: protein methyltransferase activity. Lineage: Eukaryota; Viridiplantae; Streptophyta; Magnoliopsida; Poales; Poaceae. The record is from RefSeq and is a predicted model, not a curated record.
GGGGGGGGGGGCACCUGCGCUGCGACUGCGAUGGAAGCCGGAGGCAGCUGCAGCGGCCGAGUAGGAGGAGCGGAGGCGGCGGAGGAGUAUCAGGUGAUGAGCGAGGUGCACCUGGGCUGCCCGCCGGGAUUCUCGGGCCUCCACGUCUCCCGCUUCACCUUCUCCUCACGGCCGCUAGGGCCAUGUGGGGUUUGCGACGGCGAUGGCAGCAGCAAGAGCGAGCUGGUCGCGGCGACGAGCGGUUCUUGUGGUUUGCCUGAUGCUGUUGCCGUGGAUGAAGAUGGAGAUCUCGUUCUCGACCGGAGGAAAAGAAAGAAAGAUGUUCGAAGUGACUACCAUGUGCUCACCAUUCAGCACGGUGUCACCAGCUCGCUCAAGAGCGUUGGGCUUCAGGUUUGGAAAGCGGCCUUGUUAUUAACUGACUUUGUGUUGCACAAAAGCUUCACAUCUUCCGACUUUGAUGGUGUUACUGCCAUAGAGAUUGGAGCCGGAACAGGUUUGGUAGGGUUGAUACAAGCUCGAGUUGCUAGAAGAAUUUUCAUUACAGAUAGAGGAGUUGAUAUCUUGGAUAACUGCUUGGCUAAUGUCCGUCUCAACUCUAGUAUGCUAAAGUUUGACAAAGCUAACUUCUGUGUACGGGAACUGGACUGGAAAAUGUCAUGGCCUCCACCUGUGGGUACAUGUGAUCCAUCUGAUCCAAGUUUAAGGUACUUUUGGUCUGCAAGUGAAAUUGAAGAGGCUGAGAAAGCAACAAUCCUGUUCGCAGCAGAUGUAAUUUACAGUGAUGAUCUUACUGAUUUGUUCUUUGACACAGUGAAGAAAUUGAUGUCCAGUGGUGCUAAGAAGGUGUUAUACUUGGCCCUGGAGAAGAGAUAUAACUUCAGUCUGGACGAACUAGACGUUGUGGCCAAUGGUUACGCGCACUUCAGAAGUUUCUUCACGGUUCAAUAUGAAUGCGGUCAUCGGGACGGUACAUCGAAACCCGGUUUUGUUGGAAAGCAGAUAGACCUUGCAGAGAUUCCUCAAUAUAUCAGAGAAUAUGAGAGGGGCAAGGAUUUAGAGUUGUGGAGGAUUAUGUACACUCUAGACCAAAAACAGCAGUAACCUCUGCAAAAUUCGGAAACCUAGUUUGAGGCAGCUCGUCCGCGUUCGCUCCACAUCAAAAGCAGAACCAGUAGACGAUCCCCGCCACGAUGGCCCAGAAGAGCGCGACGGAGAAGACGACCUGCACCAGAAAAGAAAAGCACCGAAGCGGUUCUGUGGGCACUGGUCAGCUCCCAACAUUAUCGCGCGCUGCAAACUGAGACGGAUGGACCAUGACAUGCGUACCGUGCAAGACGUGCCGCUGGCGGCGGCGCCGGGCCAGGGCUCGACCGGCGCCGCCGCGGCGUCGACGGCGGCACCUCGACGCGCACCGUACGAGAUGUGUCGGAGUCGGAUGAGCUGCCGCUCGGCCUCGGGAACAGCGCUGGGUUGUACAACAUCGGCGGCACUCGGCAGCGGGUGGCAGUGGCGCGCCGGCGGACAGUGGCAGUGAGCCAGUGAUGAUGCAUCGCGCCAUGCGUGUGGUCCUCGUUUUGGAGUUGGGAGUCCGGCUCUGAUUGCGCCUGCCGGCUAACGUAAAACACACGAGUACGCACGCGCGCGACAUAUCGGCGGCGGCGGCGGGUGUGCCCGCCGCGGCCGUCGCCGGCGCCGGUCACGGCAUGCGCGCGCGGCAGAGAGCACCGGAACCUAUACGUGCAAGAUGCAAGACGCGCCGCGCCGCGACUUGAUCGUGUUUGCUUGCCGGCUCGCGGUAGCCAAGUGCUCUGGGCCGUUGCGUGCCCCGCGGGAUUACAAAACGAAAGGGAGUCGAUUUUCGCACCGUCUGAUCCUCUCGAUCGUCGAUCUGUAAACUUUCUUCUUCUCUCUAAUCACAAAUGAAGU